Symbiodinium sp. CCMP2456 is the source of this 1161-nucleotide messenger RNA. The record is from the annotation of a GenBank genome assembly. NCBI's taxonomy places the organism in Eukaryota, Dinophyceae, Suessiales, Symbiodiniaceae.
AUGGGUAGACAGAAGCCAUGGGCCAAGAAGAAUCAGGACACUUGGCGAGAUUCAGGGCGUGGACCAAGCUGGCAACUGUGGCAGGGGUCAUGGUCGUCUACCUCGCCGCGGCAGCAGCAGUGGUCGGAUCAAGCUAUCCCAGCCACUUACGACCGGACUUGGGUCCCUCAAGCUGCGGGCGCGGAGCCGCCUUCUCAAGGUGCGCCGCGUGUAGCCAUGGCUCCCCAGCAGGAGCCGGGAGAACAAGGCGGUCUGCGUCAAGAGCUCCAGAAGUCGCUGACUGCGAGCAAGCGGUGCGAUACCAAAAUCCGCAAGCUCUUGGAGACAAAGGAGAUGAGGCAGAUGCAGUUCAAGCACUACCGCGAGCAGAUCAAGGCCGCUUUUGCAAAGCAGAAGGCUCAAUUCGAGAGAGACAUCCAGUCCUUCGACGAGGAGAUUGCAGUUCUGAAGCAACAGGGGGAGGCUGCUGCGGCCCACAUGCAGGAUCUGGCUAUCAACGGCCUGCCCAAGAAGGAUGCCGAGCUGGGGCCGAAUGCGGCCGACGUAGCGUGGGAGGAGCUCAUGGGCGCACCCUCAGCGGAGCCCCAGAUGAUGGACUUCAUGAAGCAGGCUUACGCGGCGGCAUUGGCUCUUCAGCAGAAUGGUGGACUGGCAGGGGCCUCGCGACAGUUGGGUCUGGGCGUCAUGCCGCCCCAGCUCAUGGAGCGCCUCGUUGGGUGCCCGACAACUGGUGCGAUGGGCCCUACAGGAACUGCACACGAGCCAACGAACGCGCCGGGCGGGACAGAUCAGGGCUUUCGAGUCUGUACCACCGGGGCUGCCCAUCGACCCCCUCACGUAUUCGGCAAUGGAGGUGGUUCCGGAGAGGAUGGGGCCUUACUCCCGGUCGCCGGGUGCUCCUUCCCCUUUGGGGAUCCGGGAAGCACCCAGUCGAGCGCAUGGCUCCGGUUUCCCUCCUGGGAGCGCGGAAAUGGACGCCGCUUCCAAUGUGCGGACCAGGGAGGGGGUCAAGACCACUACGAUGGUCCCUUGUCUACAGGCCAUCUCCUGGACGACGACUCCGAAGACGAUUUGGCCAACGCCAACGAGAGGUUGCAUGGGCAACUCCGUCGAAAGACGGUGAUUACCGACGGCUCCCUGGGGGUUGGAAGCCAGUUGGUG